Sphaeramia orbicularis (orbiculate cardinalfish) is the source of this 3415-nucleotide messenger RNA. It is a transcript of the gene nod2, whose product is annotated as nucleotide-binding oligomerization domain containing 2. Gene Ontology annotation, molecular function: protein binding. Lineage: Eukaryota; Metazoa; Chordata; Actinopteri; Kurtiformes; Apogonidae. The transcript has 11 exons. The coding region runs from base 276 to 3245 and encodes 989 amino acids. Gene Ontology annotation, biological process: regulation of apoptotic process. The record is from RefSeq and is a predicted model, not a curated record.
AUGGGGAAGAGGUGAACAUAUGUGUAUAUGGGCUAGCCCUGGCUGUGCAUUCAAUCUGGAGACAUUUCCACACAAAUUUUAGUUUCUGUUUUACAGGCAAGACGUGGUAACAUCACGUUUCACUUUCGGUCGUGGAAUGAGGAAGAAGUAAUCUAGAAAGCAGCCUCCCUGUCCCUGGUGCAAACACAGAUGGAAGGAAAAGAGCUCUGUGUUGUGAGGACAUAAAGGUUGAACUACUGGAAGUGCCUGACUAUGGAAGCUAGCAGUCAGAAACCAUGUUCAGCAAGGAGCUAGUGUUGAAACACAGAACAGAGAUACUGCAUGCACUGUGCAGCAGUGGGUCGGCUGAACCUUUAGAAAGAGUUCUGGACAUUCUCCUGGCCCAGGGUGAACUUCUAUGCGAGGAUUACCAGAACAUACAAGUACCGGGCAGAGCACUGUAUACUAAUGCCAGACAGCUGCUUGACUUGGUUUAUACGAAGGGUGUGAAUACCUGCAUGUUAUUUCUUGCUGCCCUCAAACAAGUUUUGCCUGAAGCACAUGGAGCUACCAUUCCUUUCUCUGAGUGCUGUAGUAAUCUAGAAAAAAAACAAGAACCACAGACGACAUUUACUCAGACUCUUUUGGCUCAAAGGCCCAGCCUGGUCAGUCAGCUACAGGACUGUACUGAUGAUGCUCUAGAUGCUCUACUUGCAUCAGGACAUUUCACCCCAGCAGAAUAUGAUGAAGUGCAGCUGCCGAUACACACACCGUCUCAAAAGGCCAGGCGUUUGCUCGACCAUGUCAGGUCAAAAGGGGAGGUAGCAGCUGAAAUCCUUUUACAGUACAUUCAGCAAAAGCAGACAUCAGGAUCACCAGUCAACAAAGAAAAAUGGAAUACUCCAAAAGAGUUCUUUAAGUAUCAAAAAAAGCUCAGCAGUUCUCUGGCAGCCCAGUCCUGUUUUCUCAGUACCUAUGGAGGCACCAGCAACAUGUCUUUGGAGGACAUUUACACUGAAGGCCAUUUGGAGCUACCACAUGACUGUAUCGGAGUCCAUGGAUCUCUCGGCCUGGAGGACAUCAUAGGUGUGGCAGGAACAGUAAAUGAGGAGGCUGACACCAUUCUGGUGUCUGGAGAGGCAGGCAGUGGAAAGAGCACCUUGCUCCAGAGGCUGCACCUUCUUUGGGCACAGGGGGCAGCAUUCCAGGACUUCCUCCUCCUGUUUCCAUUCAGCUGUCGCAGAUUGAACUCCGAGCAAAGGGAAUUGUCUGUUAAGGAUUUGCUGUUUCAGCACUGCUGCUGGCCAGACAGGGAGCAGGAUGAAAUUUUCCAGUUCAUUUUGGACCACCCUCAUCUCAUUCUCUUCACUUUUGAUGGCCUGGAUGAGCUCAAACAGAGUUUUUCAGAUGAGCACAGGCUCUGCUGCCCCACCCAGUGUGCACCGGUUCCCAUACUGUUGUUUAAUCUACUCCAGGGGUGUUUAAUGAAAGGGGUGCAAAAAAUAGUAACUAGUCGUCCAGAAGCUGUAGGUCCGGCUCUGAAGAAACACCUUCGAAAAGAAGUCCUCUUAAAAGGCUUUUCCCAGGCUGGGAUUGGCUGUUUUGUGAGGAAGCACCACAGUGACCCCACUGUGGCUGCUAAGGUUUUAGAGUCAUUACAAACUAACACAGCUUUACUUGGGCUCUGCCAUAGUCCAGUGCUCUGCUGGAUUGUCUCUCAGUGUCAUAAGGAAUUGUUGGGCUGUGGGGAUGGAAGUCCACAAACUAUUACUGAUGUUUACUUGAUGAUCUUACGGCAUUUUCUCCAACACAAAAGCCCUGUUAAGAACUCCAUUGGUUUUGGAUGGAUAAAGGAGCAUCUAGACACAGUCUUGCAUCUAGGGCAACUUGCCUUUGAGGGGAUAAGAACUUCUUGUUACAUCUUUUCAGAUACAGAGAUGAACGCAUGUGGUGUAACUGAAAAAGACAUCAGCACUGGCUUCCUCACACAAAGCACAGGUCUGUCGUCUGUUCAUGCUAAAAUGUAUGAAUUCCUACAUGUGACCAUGCAGUGCUUCUUUGCAGCUCUGUACACUGUUUUGUCCACUAAUACUGACCAUUACAUCAUCCCUAAACUCUUUGAGUCACAUGUCAUGAAGGAGAUGAACAUGAACAGCACAUGCUUUGGGAUUUGUUUACCCUCUGUUGAACAACAACAGCAAGUCUCAGAGAGGGAGGCUAUGGCAGUAGAAAUAACGAAUUUGCAAAUGACAGCCACCUUUUUAUCUGGACUACUGUCCCAACGACAUCGAAGUCUAUGGCUCAAUUGCUGCCCCAGGGCCACAGUGGAGAAAAAGGUCAAAGAGGUGGUGAGAUGCCUUUCAAAAAGCCUCCGAAAACACUUUAGGUCUAUUCCUAAACCAGUAGAUGGGGAGAAGAAGAGCAUGCAUGCAAUGCCAGACUUUGUCUGGCUUGUCAAAUGCAUUUAUGAGAUGCAGGAGAGCAGUAUUGCAAAAGAUGCCAUGAGUAAGUUAGAUGUGAACCACCUGAAACUGACCUAUUGCAACAUUGGGCCUGUAGAGUGCACUGCCCUGACCUUUGUGCUCCAGCAUUUAAAAAAUCCUGUGGGGCUCCAGCUCGACUACAACUCUGUAGGUGAUGUUGGUGUGGAGCAGCUUCUUCCCUGCAUGCCCAUUUGUUAUUCACUCUACCUCAGAAAUAAUAACAUUACAGAUGAGGGCAUCAGCAAACUGAUUGCAAAGGUUAUCCAGUGUGACAACUUCCAGAAAAUUGCGCUCUUUAACAACAUGCUAACAGAUGCAUGCACUCAGCAUUUUUCUCAGCUUCUGAAGACCAAGCAGAAUUUCAUUUCUCUAAGGCUUGGAAACAAUAACAUAACAGCAGAGGGAGCAAAGCAGCUGGCACAAGGACUGAAAGUCAAUCAUUCACUGCAAUAUUUGGGGCUUUGGGGCAAUAAGAUAGGUGAUGUAGGAGCAGAGGCUCUUGCAAAUGCCUUGGAGAGCAGCAAAACUUUGGUGUGGCUCAGCUUGGUGUGCAAUGGUGUAGGAAAUGCAGGAGCUUGUGCUCUUGCCAACAUUAUCAAGAACAGCACAUCACUGGAAGAGCUCUGGUUGACAGACAAUUGCAUAACCAAAACAGGGGCGGAGUGCCUGAUUCAAGCCUUAGAACACAACACUCAUGUGAAGUCAGUCUGGUUGAAAAACAACAAUCUCAGCGUGGAAGAGGUAGAAGAGAUGGCACAGCGUGAACCCAGACUGAUCCUCUGAUUUUCUGUUUAGGUGGCUGAGGACUGUAUGUUGCAUUAAGAACUGUUUAAUUUAUGAAAUGAAAAAUUUCUUUUGAAUUUCAAAUGUUACUGCUUAUGAAAUACAGAAAAUAUAUCCUACCUGCAUGACUGGACUGUGUUUUGUAUACUGGUGAUGGUAUUAAAUCAUAA